Poeciliopsis prolifica (blackstripe livebearer) is the source of this 4128-nucleotide messenger RNA. RefSeq names its product hemicentin-1-like. The record is from RefSeq and is a predicted model, not a curated record. The coding region runs from base 1 to 3006 and encodes 1001 amino acids. The transcript is spliced from 12 exons. Lineage: Eukaryota; Metazoa; Chordata; Actinopteri; Cyprinodontiformes; Poeciliidae.
AUGAGCCUCCAAGUGAGCAAGUCGGUCAGCUGGAGGGACGUGGCCAAACAUGACAUCACCCAUGCAUUAAAAUGGAAAGAAACCUGUCAAAAGGAGGGCUACUGUGUUGGUUUCAAAGAGGAUGAAAUAAGAGCAGAAGCUGGACUCUGUGCUGUGAUACCUUGCUCUUUCACCUCUGUCUCUGAACCUGAAAAUAUAAUUUGGUUCAAAUGUGGACCAUCUCAGGACAAAUGUCAAGGUUCUGACCCCAUAUUUCACUCCGACAAACACAAGGAAAACAUUCGGUCUGGAUUUGAAGGUCGGGUGUCACUGCUGAACCCGGACAUGACUGAGAAGAACUGCAGCAUCAUGAUCAAUGAUCUCAAGAUAACUGAUUCUGGAUCGUAUCAGCUCCGAGUUGUGGGGAUAGAAACCACAGAUAAAUUUACAUUUAAGGAAAAAACAAAUCUCUCAGUAACAGAUCUGAACCAAAAGCCCUCUGUGAUGAUUCCUCCACUGACUGAGGGACAACAAGCCACUCUGACCUGCACUGCUCCUGGUCUCUGUUCUGGGUCUCCUCCUAAAAUCAGCUGGAUGUGGAGAGGAAAAGGAGAGGAAGACUCUUACAUCAUAGGAAACAUUACUGCUUUAAAAACGGAGAAUCUGAAUGCUUUCACAAAGAGACACCUCUCAACUCUGACCUUUAAUGCAUCAGCUGAUCACCACAAGACCUUUAUAACCUGUAAAGUCACCUUCACAGGGGGCAUAACUACAGAGGGAACUGUGAGUCUGAAUGUGACAUAUGUUAGAAAACCUCAAAUCUCUGGCAGGACAACAGUCAUGGAGGGAGAAGAUCUGAAUCUGACCUGCAGUGUUGACAGCGUCCCUCCAUCAGUUAUUAAAUGGACUAAAUCUGGAACAGAAAUCAAUUGGCAGGACAGUAAUUUAAGCAAAGCAGACAGUGGAGAAGUCUACCUGCAGGAACAAAGUGGACAUGUCUCUUUUUCCAUCAUGAAUGUAACAGCAAAAGAAGCUGGAUGUUACAUUUGUACAGCAACAUAUGAGAAUAAAAGCAUGACAGAAAAAGUCCAUGUUAAAGUGACUUACCUCAGAAAACCUCGGAUCUCUGGUAGAACAACAGUAAAGGAGGGAGACCAUCUGAAUCUGACCUGCAGUGCUGACAGCUUCCCUCUCGCUGUUAUCAAGUGGACUAAAGCAGAAGCAAAAAUUAACCAGCAUCCCAACUAUUCAUCUAGUGCUUCCAUCAGCACUGAAAACACCAUGAAGGGGAAAGAUGCCAAUGGUUCUUUGUCCAAAACUAAUGUGACAGCAGAAGAUGCAAGGCUUUACAUCUGUACUGCAAAACACCUGAUCAAUAAUCAAACUGAACAAAUCGAAGUAACAGUAACAUAUGAUUUCAAAAAUGCAACUGUGAAGGAAGAUCUUCUGAAUCUGAAUUGCAGUGUUGGCAGUUUUCAGCCACUAGUUGUCAGAUGGACUAAAUCUGGAACAGAAACCAAUCUAAAAAUAGAUACCUUAAGUAAAACAUUUUGCAUCUAUGUGCCAAAUGAACUGGCAAAUGUCACUUUUCCCAUCACGAAAGAAACAAUGGAUGAUGCAGAGCGCUACAAUUGUACAGCAACGUAUCAUAACAGUACCAUGGAAGAAAAGAAUCAUAUAGUGGCAAGAAAGCCUCAUAUCUCUGUCAGAACAACAGCUGAUGAGGAAGAGGCUCGGAAUCUGACCUGCAUUGUUGACAGUUUUUCCUCCUCAGUUAUCAACUUGACCAUAUUUGAAAGAAACAAGCAGCAGACUAAUAUUUCAAUGAAACUGCAGAACACCAGUGAGAAUCGCAAGCAAGAACAAAGUGGCACUUUGUUCAUCAAUAGCGUUACAGCAGCAGAUGCAGGCCUUUACAUCUGCACAGCAAAUAUCCCAAAUAUUACUCUAACAGAAGAAAUAAAUGUAACAGUUACAUACAGAAGGAGACCUCAGAUCAUUGGAAGCCAAACCAUAAAGGAAGGAGAUGCUCUGAAUCUGACCUGCAGUGUUGACAGUGUUCCUCCAUCAUUAAUCAUGUGGACUAAAAAUUCACUCAGCAUACAGCCAAGCAACACAACUAGUUCCACCAGCAACAAUGGAUCUGCUACUCUUGUUGUCCUCAACAUGACAGAAGAAGAUUCUGGACGAUACAGCUGUGCAGCAAAAUAUGAGAACAUCACCGAGACUAAAUAUGUUGACAUAAAAGUGACUUGGUCUCCAAAGGUGCUGAAUGACUCUGGAUGUGUGCUGCGGCCAGGCGGUUUGACCUGUGUGUGUCUUAGUGAGGGAUUUCCUCUCCCUACCAUUCGAUGGCCAUUACUGAAAGACCACACCGAGUACUCCAUCACCAGCAUUGUGUCAAACCACACUGUCAACAGCACUGUUACCAUAAUGGUUAAAAACCAUGGCAACAUCAGUGUUGAAUGCGUUAGCAGCAAUGAAAAUGGGGAAGCAAAAGAAAAGCUCACAGUCCUCUGGGCAAAAGAAGAAGUAAACAAGCAAACAACUAAUUCAGAAAAAAGUUCCAUGCUGGAAAUCAUCAUCGCCUUUUUUAUUGGGUUCAUUCUUGCAUCUAUCAUCUACUGUUUGUUGAUGAAAUUCUACAGAAUAAAACAGAAGAACUCUGAAAAUGCGGGUGAAUCUCUGGAGAUGAUUACGCCACUGAUGUUGAAUGGCCAACCUGUUCAAGAGACAGAAAAGAAAGAAGCUUUGGCAGGAACUCCUGAAGCUACCAAUGGUCCAAAGGAAUUGGUGUAUGCCAGCAUUGACUUUUCCCUUCUAAACCGGAUUCCUACAAAAUGGAUAAAGAGUUCAGAAAACAAAAACACGGAAUAUGCAGAAAUCAAGACAAACAAGAAAAAAGGGCAUCAAGUGGAGAUAAUAACUGAGGAGGAUAGCGAGAUGAAAAACUGUGUCCAAGAAGUGAAAGAAGAGGCUGAGGAACCAGAGUAUGCAGAAGUGGAAGAUUUAAUUAAGGAGAGUUGAAAAUUAAGACCAGAUGUCCAAGACAGAAUCACAGAAUAACCCCCUAAAGCUCAAGAAUACAAUAAAGAUGCCAUGAUUAUAAAAUACAGUGAUAGUCAUGGUUUCUAUCUCCUGAAACCAGAUGCACAAAUCAUAGUUCAGAACAUCUAUCUGUAAAGAUAUUGGUUUAGUGUUUAAAUGCAUAAAAGGCAGACCAAAUACUUGUUAACCAAUGAACAAGAAAAUCUCCCAAGUUUUCUGACUUCAAACAAGACAUCUAUGAUGUCUCAUAGAUCCAUGUUGAUGUUUUCAUAACCAUCAUGUCUUUAAAAUGUCACGUUUUAAUUAUAGACUUAUUUUUUAUGAAUGCUAUUCUUUUAGUGUAGAAUAUAAAAUCUACAUGUAAGACUUCAAUAUGAUGCAUUUACAACUCGCGCAUUGAGGCACUUGACAAAUGGGUCCAUUAUGCAGGAUGGCAGGAUGUCAACACGGUGCAAUGAAACUCAAUGGACUUCUUUUUUUAAAUUAUUGGGUGAGAUUAAUUGUAAAAUUGUUUAUUUCAUAUAUUCAUUUAUGUAUAAGUUAGUAUACGUGUGGUAUAUUUGUACAGCUCUUUUUAAUGCAUUUAUAAACUGCUACAUUUGAACUUAUAUUAAUGCUUGUUAUGGCAAAGUGAAUCAGGCAAAUACAUGCAUCAUUUACUGUAUUUUUACAAUCUGCACUAGAAAUAUUCAAUUUAUUGAAUGUGAAAUUGGACCUUUUACCCACCACCAUGAAAAUUCAAAGGCAGAAUAAAAAGAACAUAUAAGACUCUAUGACUUGGGGAACAUGUCCAGGAUGUAUUCAAAUAGUAUCUGAUGAAGCUUAAAGAACAACUUUUUACAUACAAUUAUAUUUAUAUUUAUUUUGGGAUACUCUCACUAUGUCAUUCACAAAAUCGUUCACCCUUUUGAUUUGUAGUCCUGUCAUUAAUCAGCUCCACUGUACUUGAUAUUUUCAUAUGAUCCUGCAGGCCAAAACUAUGACUAAAAAAAUAACAUAAAAGUAAUGACAUAGAUCAAAUGUGGCAUAUUUUGUUUAUAUAUUUUUAUUGUAUUCAUUUUUAGUAAAUGUAUAAUAAACAUACUUGUUGGUACCAAUAUA